AUGUCCGGCACACUAGCGACGAGAACCGCCCUUCGGCACACCCGACACUUCCUCAGACGGCAGCACAGACAAGCUUCGACAACCGCUGAGACCGCCGCAAAGGCCAAAGACACCGCCUCGUCGACCGUAUCGAAAGCUUCCGAAGGUCUGACAAGAGUGACGAGCUCCGCCGGACCAGCUAUCUCAAAUGCUGCAUCAAGCGCACGGAACGCUCUCAGCAGAGUAGGAGGCCGAACGGGGAGGCUCAUCUCUUUCGUUGAAUCAUUAAUACCGCCCACGAUCUACUACGGUCGCGUUGGAUUGGAGUUGGCGAAGCUCACCUUCCAGGGCCAGAAAAUGUCUCCUCCAUCUAUCGCACAAUUCCAACAGUACUUCCAGCCCGUCGUCAACAACCUCCGAAGCCCGAAACAGCUCAUGUCAAGCAUCGGCUCCUUUGACCCAACCGCGUAUCUCACUCCGUUCGGAACAUGA
Molecule: messenger RNA, 471 nt
Organism: Cyphellophora attinorum
Lineage: Eukaryota; Fungi; Ascomycota; Eurotiomycetes; Chaetothyriales; Cyphellophoraceae
Exons: 3
Coding region: 1-471 (156 amino acids)
Biological process (GO): proton motive force-driven ATP synthesis
Molecular function (GO): proton transmembrane transporter activity
Source: RefSeq, a predicted model, not a curated record